AUUGUCUCCGCGCGCUCCAGCAACUGUGCGGCGGGGUGGAGAGAGCGGGACACAAUAGUCCUGGGGAAGAGUUUCCGCAGGGACUGGAGAGCACUGGCGCGCCCUAGGCGAGAGGUGGGAGAGGAGGGCUCCGGCACAGCCCCAAUCUUCCCCGCUCCUACUCCGCGUUACUCCUUCUGGAGACCGUCUAGGCAACCGUGAACGCAGGGCCAUCCCCAACCGUCCACGCCCACUUCGGUUGAGGUCGGAGAGCGCAGGCGCAAACGAGGCUGCUGCUCCUUCCUUUGUCCCCCAUGGCUGAGGAGUGGUUGGAUUGCCCAGCCCUGGGUCCGGGCUGGAAGCGCCGUGAGGUUUUUCGCAAGUCAGGUGCCACCUGUGGACGCUCAGACACCUAUUACCAGAGCCCCACAGGAGACAGGAUCCGAAGCAAGGUUGAGCUGACCCGUUACCUGGGCCCUGCAUGUGACCUCACCCUCUUCGACUUCAAGCAAGGCAUCCUGUGCUAUCCAUCCCCCAAGGCCCCUUCUGAGACGGUCCCUAGCAAGAAGCGGAAGAAGCCUUCGAAGCCAGUUAAAGCUGGGAAAUGUCAGGUUGGACCCCAGAGAGUUGAGGUCAGGAAGGAGGCCCCAAGGGAUGAGACCAAGGCUGAUGCUAACACAGCCCCAGCUUCGCUCCCUGCGCCUGGGUGUUGUGAGAACUGUGGAAUCAGCUUCUCAGGGGAUGGUACUCGAAGGCAGCGGCUCAAGACAUUGUGCAAGGACUGCCGAGCUCAAAGAAUUGCUUUCAACCGGGAGCAGAGGAUGUUUAAGCGUGUGGGCUGUGGAGAGUGUUCAGCCUGCCGGGUAACUGAGGACUGCGGGGCCUGCUCCACCUGCCUUCUGCAGCUGCCCCAUGAUGUGGCCUCGGGGCUGUUUUGCAAGUGUGAGCGGAGACGGUGCCUGCGGAUUGUGGAAAAGAGCCGAGGGUGUGGAGUAUGCCGGGGCUGUCAAACCCGAGAGGACUGUGGCCAUUGCCGAGUCUGCCUUCGCCCUCCCCGCCCUGGUCUCAGGCGCCAGUGGAGGUGCGUCCAGCGGCGCUGCCUACGACAUCUUGCCCACCGCCUGCGUCGCCACCAUCAGCGAUGUCAACGACGCCCUCCCCUAGCUGUGGCUCCCCCUGCUGGUAAGAAACGUAGCCGCCGCAGGGGAGGCUGCGAGUCCAAGAAGACUUCCCGGCGGCGCCCCCGAACCCAGCCACUGCCUCCGCUUCCCCCACCGCAGCCUCCCGAGUCCCCAGAGCUGCGCCCCAGAGCCCUGGGCCCCUCGCCACCUGCCGAGUUCAUCUAUUACUGUGUAGACGAGGACGAGCUACAGCCUUACACAAACCGCCGGCAGAACCGAAAGUGUGGGGCCUGUGCAGCCUGCCUGCGGCGGAUGGACUGUGGCCACUGUGACUUCUGCUGUGACAAGCCCAAGUUUGGUGGCAGCAACCAGAAACGCCAGAAGUGUCGUUGGCGCCAGUGCCUGCAGUUUGCCAUGAAGCGCCUGCUGCCAAGUGUCUGGGCAGGGUCCGAGGAUGGGGCAGGGUCGCCCCCACCUUACCCUCGUCGAAAGAGGCCUGGAUCUACUCGACGGCCCCAUCUGGGCCAUACCCUGAAGCACCCCUUGGGCACUCCCACAGCCCGACGAGAACAUGCCCAGACUCCAAUGAAGCAGGAGGCAGGCAGUGGCUUUGUGUUGCCCCCACCUGGCACUGACCUUGUGUUCUUACGGGAGGGUGCCAGCAGUCCUGUACAGGUGCCUGGCCCUACCCCAGCUUCCACACAACCCCGCUUGCAGGUGAGGGCUCCACCUUAUCCUGCCCUUCCCAACCCUAUCCAGCCUUGUUCCAGGAAGCUGGGACCAAGUCUGCUGCCAUCCUCCUUCAUACAGGGGGCCCAGAGCCCUGGCCUGAGUUGGGUUGUGGCCUUACCCCAGGUGAAGCAAGAGAAGGCGGAUGCCCACGAAGACUGGACACCGGGCACAGCCAUCCUGACUCCUGUAUUGCUGCCUGGCUGCCCCAGCAAGGCAGUAGACCAAGGCCUGCCACGUGUGAAGCAAGAGCCACCUGACCCUGAGGAGGACAAGGAGAAGAGCAAGGAUGACUCAGCCUCUGAUUCAGCCCCAGAGGAGGCAGGAGGGGCUGGCACGCCAGUGAUCACGGAGAUUUUCAGCCUGGGUGGAACCCGCCUCCGGGAUACAGCAGUCUGGUUGCCAAGAAUCAUCAUUUGGGGGUCUUCAAUGCCUUUAGCAUCUCCUAGAGAUGACCAGGUGGGCUGGGCAGUGGCAAGUGGGCAGGAGAUCUGGCUCCACAUGCUAUUGUGUGAUCUUGAACUAGUUCUGCACCUCCUGGAGCAUCCUCUGUGGAGGGGGUUAGGCUGUUUUUCUUGAGUCUUUCCUGGGCCUGUCAAGGUUAUUAACAGUUUCAGCUGCUAUGCAGAAGUGUCCCUGCAGGCCUGGCAAGAGGACAAAAGAUAGGCGCCUUUAAGGACUGGGGUAGUGGGUGAGGACAGGGGAAUGCUGCUUCCUGCAGAAUGUUAACAGGCUCUGCAGAGAGCCCUAGACACAGGCAACAUAAACAAUUGGCCUCAGCACCUGGAUUCCUUUGUUCUACAAACUAGUUUCUAUAGGCUAGAAACCCCUCUGUCUGCACUUGGGCAAUUACAGAGCUACUGAUUUAGUGCCUGCUGCAUACACUGCAGUGUGGGAGAUACAGCAGUGAAUACAGUGAUUGUGGGAGGCUUAUCCUUCAGGAUUCCUGCCCUCAGGAAGCUUAUAAUCUAACUGGGGAAACAGUUUCCCUGUGCAUUACAUGUAACAGAGAAGGUAAUGAUGUUCUACGUUAGUAAUGGAAGAUUUUAGAGAGGAGAGAAGGAAUAAUUAAGGGGAAGUGGAUGGCCAACACAGACAGUAGAAAAAGGUUUUGUGAUGCUCCAUUUUGUACCUAGCAAACCUCAUUCAACAUACAGACCUGCUCCCUCUUCUCUAGGUCCAAGGGCCUUAAAAAACCUGGAACUAGAAAGCAGUAGACUGGAGGCUUCCGCAGACUGUAGGAUUCAAGGUGACAUUUACAGACCGGCUUUAUGAGAGACAACACUGAUCCAUCUACUCAGAGGCUGGACCAUAGAGCGAUUGCCAGGGCUUGUGUAGAAGUCAGUAGGAACUGGAAAAACCCACCACCAAACCAGAGGAGCAGGCCCGUUCAGUCCUUUGAGCUUAUAGAGGAAGCAAGAAAGGAGGAGAGAGUAGAAAGUUGGUGCAUCUGCUCCAACUGGUGCAAAUCCCAGAAGCCUGAGAGUGAUAAGUUUGGAUAUUAGGGGUGGAGGAGCUGGGGUUGGGGUUGGGGGAUAGAAUUAGAGCCACCGUAAAACAACCUGAACAAGCCAUCUUCAUAAAUAAUACUAAGUGGCUUCUGGGUGAGACCUGGCAGUGUCUCUAAACAUUUCCUCAGGGAAACAGCGAUUGAAAAUGUAAUGUGAAUAAAUAAGGAAAGGAACUGCAAUUUGGUGAGUUCUUCCUUAUGGACCCAGUUUAUUUCUCAGAACGGUCUUUUUAGGAAGACAUUGUUUUUGCCCAUUUUUGCAGAUGGAAAAACAGACUCAGAAAUUAAAUAACUUGUCCGAUGUCAAACAGUUAGUAUUGAUAGAGCCUAGCAUCAAACCAGGUUGUAAAAUCCUUGUUCUUUAAGCCACUAACCUGUAAACUGUAAUCCCGAGUUCAAUGAUGUAAUAAUAUAGUAACAAGUUUCCAGCGACUCCGAAAACAAGGAUUAAUUUGAGCAUUAUAACAAAUCCCUUACACUGCUGUCUGGCGUGGUUUAGGGAGUGUGGAGGCUGUGUGGAUGUGGUCACCUUGUCAGGGCACCUGUGCACACGGGACUGCGUUCUUUCCAGGCCUCUGGUGUUGGGUAGGGUUCCUCAAACCCCGAAGGGCACCCUUCCCCACUGGUUGCUGUCCAUUUGGUUUGCUUCCUUUACUCCUGCUCCUCAGCCAAAGUAGUCUUUUGAAGUAAAACUCCAGCCUGGCUCAUCUUUCUAGACAACUUGCAUCCCGUGCCCCUUGACAUUUGUGCUUGGUUUCUGUUCUCAGCCUCUAUCUUCCAGGAGCCUGAGUCCCCUGUCAAAGGCCAGUGUUGGCUUAGCCCUGCCUCACUUUCCAAUACUUUGCAUAAUGCUAAACGUUAUUAGACAUGUGGUUUAUUACCUACCAGCUUUAUAGGGCUGGGACUGAGUGUGUGCCCCCUUAACUUUUGUAUCUUAUGUCCCUCCCUCACCUUAUUCUAGUUCCAGCCCUGCAGCUUUAGAUAAUUCACAUGUAGAUUAACCAUUCCCCUACCUUAACUCUUGAGUCCUCUGCCCCUUCCUUUCCCUAUUCCUACCUACUUCAGCCAGAGCCCACUGGAUAAUUUUCUGCUAUUUUGCUCUUCCCAGGAUCCAACCACCCAACCCUAGUAUUCUGGUAAUUUUGGCAAUGAUGUCCUAAGUGAAAUUAUUUGAUUGGUAUUCUGACUGAUGAGAUAAGAGUCUGGUUACCAUGUGUAUCAGGGUACAAUUAGAAAAGCAGCACCACUAAUAUAAAGAUUUUAUAUAUA
Phyllostomus discolor (pale spear-nosed bat) is the source of this 4608-nucleotide messenger RNA. It is a transcript of the gene MBD1, whose product is annotated as methyl-CpG binding domain protein 1. Gene Ontology annotation, molecular function: DNA binding; zinc ion binding. The record is from RefSeq and is a predicted model, not a curated record. The coding region runs from base 294 to 2408 and encodes 704 amino acids. The transcript has 16 exons. Lineage: Eukaryota; Metazoa; Chordata; Mammalia; Chiroptera; Phyllostomidae.